UUUGUUACAAGCCGAGCAGUGUUACCCCGAAGCAGCACGGAUUCCUUGUCUACCCUUCCAAGCAGAGUGUGCCGCCUAGCUAUGGUCAAUAUGGAGAUUAGUGGCAUGGAUUGCAGCACCAUGAAAGCACUGCUGGCAGACAGGCCACACAAAGUCCUCAUCCUGGACUGCAGGUCGUUCUUCUCCUUCAGCUCGGCCCACAUCAUUGGCUCCAGCAAUGUCAGGUUCAGCACUAUAGUCAAGAGGAGGGCAAAAGGCAGCAUGGGCCUGGAACACAUCAUCCCCAACGAGGAGCAGAGGGCUCGGCUGAUCGCUGGAUUGUAUGAGGCUGUGCUGCUGCUGGAUGACAGGACCUACGAGCUGGACACCAUCCGCAAGGACAGCACCAUGAUGCUGGCAGUCAGUGCCCUCUGCAGGGACCCCCGAGGCAGCAGGAUCUUCUUCCUGAAAGGUGGAUAUGAAGCAUUUUCCUCUGAAUAUCCUGAAUUCUGCAACAAAUGUUCUCCCCCAGUAGGACUAAGCCUGCCCCUCAGUGCCAACAGUGUACCAGGCAGUGCUGAUUCCAACUGCACCCCCUGCGGCACCCCAUUAUAUGAUCAGGGAGGACCAGUGGAAAUCUUGCCUUUUCUCUACCUGGGAAGUGCAUACCAUGCAUCCAGAAAAGAUAUGCUGGACACCCUUGGCAUUACCGCCCUGAUCAACGUGUCUGCCAACUGCCCCAAUCACUUUGAGGGACACUACCAGUACAAGAGUAUCCCAGUAGAGGACAGCCACAAAGCAGACAUCAGCUCCUGGUUUAAUGAAGCCAUUGACUUCAUAGAUUCUGUGAAGAAUAAUGGUGGCAGAGUGUUUGUGCACUGUCAAGCUGGUAUUUCACGUUCUGCUACUAUCUGCCUUGCUUAUUUGAUGAGGACUAACCGUGUGAAGCUAGAUGAAGCUUUUGAGUUUGUCAAGCAGCGAAGGAGCAUCAUUUCACCUAAUUUCAGCUUUAUGGGACAGCUGCUUCAGUUUGAAUCUCAAGUACUAGCACCGUCAUGUUCAGCAGAGGCUGGUAGUCCCACAAUAUCAGUUUUGGACAGAGGAACAUCCACUACUACUGUCUUUAACUUCCCAGUUUCUAUCCCCGUUCAUCCUGCAACAAGCUCUCUGAGCUACCUUCACAGUCCUAUCACAACAUCGCCAAGUUGCUGA
Messenger RNA from Staurois parvus, 1191 nucleotides. The record is from the annotation of a GenBank genome assembly. Lineage: Eukaryota; Metazoa; Chordata; Amphibia; Anura; Ranidae.